Messenger RNA from Arachis ipaensis, 460 nucleotides. NCBI's taxonomy places the organism in Eukaryota, Viridiplantae, Streptophyta, Magnoliopsida, Fabales, Fabaceae. The record is from RefSeq and is a predicted model, not a curated record.
AUGCGAAAAGCGAUUGUUAUUGAAGAUUUUGUUUGGGAGAAGUAUCAGAAGAAAGCUUCAUUUAAUUCAAACCAAGCAUCUUCAAAGGCUUUGGAAGUCCCAAAAGGCUAUCUUGCUGUCUAUGUUGGAGAGAAUAUGAAGCGGUUCGUGAUUCCCAUUUCGUAUUUGAACCAGACAUCAUUUCAAGAAUUACUAAGCCAAGCAGAAGAAGAAUUCGGAUAUGAUCAUCCAAUGGGUGGUCUCACUAUUCCAUGCAGUGAGGAAACCUUCUUGGACCUCACUUCUUGCUUCAACUGACUGUAUGUAAUUCCAAAGGAGACUGACAUAGAUUAGUUGAGACACAAUUUUGUAGUGGAAACUAGUAGCUAUCAUCUUAGUGAGAUGUCAAGGAUGUAAAUAUAUAUCAGAUUUUUUUUUGCAAUUUCAAUGAAUUUAUAAACUUCGUCACUAAUUACUUACA